AUGGCCUACACAACCGUCUCCCAGCGUAAACUGGCCGAAUUGGACGCCAAAAUCCCCGCCGAAUGGAGACUAUCCGCGUCUCAGAUCCCACUGGGGAUGCUGUCGCCCGCCGAAUCCAUCACCAACGUCAAGCAGUACGGCCGAGUCAACGUGAUGGACAUCCCUCGAACCUGUGGCUUGCUCUCUGCUCGCGAGCUCCAAAUCACAGAAGACUAUGACGUCCGCGGAUUGUUACGCGCCAUGGCCGACAACCACCUCACAGCCGAGGAGGUCACCACUGCUUUCUGCAAGAGAGCAGCCAUCGCGCACCAACUGACCCGCUGCCUAACCGAACCGCUGUUCGACCGCGCCGUCCAGCGCGCGCGCGAGCUCGACGCCUACCUGCACCGCACCGGCCGCCCCAUCGGGCCCUUGCACGGCCUCCCCGUCUCCGUCAAGGACUGCUUCCACAUCAAAGAUGUCGACUCCAGCAUCGGCAUCGCCGCCCUCGUCGCCCGCCCGGCGACGGAAGACGCCCCCCUGAUCCAGCUCCUCACCGCCCUGGGCGCCAUCGUCCUGACCAAAACCAACGUCCCGCAGACCAUGGGCGCCCUCGACAGCGCCAACUUCGUCUUCGGCCGCACGCUGAACCCGCUCAACCGCGCGCUCACGGCUGGCGGCUCCUCCGGCGGCGAGGGCGUGCUGGUCGCCAUGCGCGGGUGCAUGGUGGGUUUCGGCACGGAUAUCGGCGGGAGCAUCCGGGUGCCGGCGAUGUGUAUGGGUGUGUACGGCUUCAAGCCGAGCGUGGGGCGCGUGCCCUUUGGCGGGCAGGAGGCCGGGCAGAUCCCUGGUAAAGGGCGGAUCGCGCUGCAGGCGGUUGCGGGUCCGAUUGCGCGGUCGGUCCGUGAUCUCGGCACUGUGAUGGCGGAGAUUGUGCCGCGGGCGGAGCUGUUUGGCGAGGAUUGCAUUCCGGGGUUGUGGGACGGGGAGUUCCCCCGUUCGGGCCGGAGGAGAAACGUGACGAUUGGGGUGCUGAGGUCGGAUGGCGUCGUGCAGCCGCUGCCGCCGGUGGCGAGGGUGCUGGAGGAGGUGGCGCAGAUGCUGCGCCGGACGGCGGGCGUCGAGGUGGUUGACAUCCCCGUCCCGCCGGCGCUGUCCAAGUGCCAGGGUCUGGCGGGCCGGCUGAUGGGCGUCGAUGAUGGGUCGACAAUGCUGGAUCUGCUGGAGGGCACGGGGGAGCCGUUGAUCCCGUGGCUGCAGGGCCGCGUGAAGCGCGGCAAGGCGCUGAGCGUGGUGCAGCUGGCGCAGUUGCAGGCGCAGCGGUCUGCGGUGGAAAAGGAGCUGUUGGGGAUGUGGAUGCGCGAUGGCGACCGGCUGGCCGGCCGGUCGGUCGACGCCAUCAUCCUCCCCGUUGCGCCGCAUCCGGUCCCGGAGAUUGAUCGGUAUAAUGCUGUGGGAUAUACGUCGUCGUUUGUGCUGCUCGACUACCCGGCGGGCGUCAUCCCCGUGCGGAAGUUCCGCGAGACGGAUCUGGAGCUGGGCCAGGAGAUGACGGCGCCGGUGCUGGGGAGCUGGGACAAGGCCAACCGGCUGUUGUGGAACGAGAAAACGGUGGAUCGACGUGUAUACCUCGACUCUCCCCUGAGCAUUCAGGUCGUCACACCCAAGCAGCACGACUACGAGCUCUACAGGGCCAUGGAGAUUAUUGACCGAGUAGUGCGGGCAGAGGAGCACAAGACAGUUGCCAAGCUGUAG
Messenger RNA from Aspergillus fumigatus Af293, 1734 nucleotides. Its product is annotated as putative general amidase. The transcript has 3 exons. NCBI's taxonomy places the organism in Eukaryota, Fungi, Ascomycota, Eurotiomycetes, Eurotiales, Aspergillaceae. Bases 1 to 1734 code for a protein of 577 amino acids. The record is from RefSeq and is a predicted model, not a curated record.